AUGUCUGCCAGUCAUGUGCAUUCCCGUGUAUAUUCCCCACAUUUCAACAUGGAUGACAUCAUGUUAACUCAAAUCUUUAGUGAUGGAGGGCUUGACUACUUGGGUAACCCAAGCCUAGUCCACGCACAAAGCAUCCUUGCUAUUUGGGUUGUCCUAGCUAUCUUAAUGGGAGCUGUUGAGGGUUACCGUAUUGCCGAUGGACCUCUUGGUGAGGUAGUCGAUCCACUCUACCCCGGUGGAAGCUUUGACCCAUUGGGCCUCGCAGACGACCCAGAGGCUUUUGCAGAGUUAAAGGUUAAAGAACUCAAGAAUGGCAGGUUAGCUAUGUUCUCGAUGUUUGGAUUUUUCGUUCAGGCCAUUGUAACCGAAAAGGGACCACUAGAGAACCUUGCUGACCACAUCGCUGAUCCAGUCAACAGCAACGCUUGGGCCUUUGCCACAAACUUUGUUCCCGGAAAGUGA
This is a messenger RNA of Medicago truncatula (barrel medic), 462 nucleotides long. Its product is annotated as chlorophyll a-b binding protein 1D. Bases 1 to 462 code for a protein of 153 amino acids. Gene Ontology annotation, cellular component: membrane. Lineage: Eukaryota; Viridiplantae; Streptophyta; Magnoliopsida; Fabales; Fabaceae. The record is from RefSeq and is a predicted model, not a curated record. The transcript is spliced from 2 exons. Gene Ontology annotation, biological process: photosynthesis, light harvesting.